Messenger RNA from Trichoplusia ni (cabbage looper), 2628 nucleotides. Its product is annotated as UDP-glucuronosyltransferase 1-6-like. Bases 130 to 1671 code for a protein of 513 amino acids. The transcript is spliced from 4 exons. Lineage: Eukaryota; Metazoa; Arthropoda; Insecta; Lepidoptera; Noctuidae. Gene Ontology annotation, molecular function: UDP-glycosyltransferase activity. The record is from RefSeq and is a predicted model, not a curated record.
CGGUUAGUUACGUUUCUGCAUGCAGAGCGAUAUAGCGAGUAAUAUCGAUGCGUCCAAUAAACUAUUUUCUAUUUAUACACAAGCUAACAUUAUCUUCUUCUCAUUACACUCAGAGACGCGGUAGUGACUAUGUCAAUAAUAAUCAAAGUACUUGUGUUUGCGUUCCUAAUCACAACAAAUGAAGCGGCAAAAAUAUUGGCUAUGUUCCCAGUGCCGUCAAUCAGCCAUCAAGUGGUAUUCCGCCCUUUGACUCAGGAACUGGCGAAACGUGGACACGAUGUCACGGUCAUCACACCUGAUCCCGCCUUCCCGAAAGGUCAAACCCCUCCGAAUUUCACCGAAAUAGAUAUACACGAUCUAUCGUACAUGAAAUGGCAAGAACUAUUGAAGCACACCUCAAAACCAGGGACUACUAUGUUGGAAAUGCUGAAAAUUGGCUUCAAAGUGAUAAUAAACAUAACAGAAACACAAUUCAAAGAUGAAGCGGUUCAACAGUUACUAAAAGAGAAUAAUUCUUACGAUUUACUGUUGAUUGAAGCAAGUGUAAGACCGGCGUUGGUUCUGUCGCAUAUAUUUAAAGUACCGGUGAUACAAAUCUCCUCAUUAGGACCAUUGCGUUUCAACUUGGAAACGGUUGGAUCAUCAUGGCACCCUUUACUGUAUCCAAAUCAUUUCAACCAACGGAUAUAUAACCUGACCAAAUGGGAAAAAGUUAUGCAACUUUGGGAUUACUAUAGACUCGAAAGUUAUAUGGAUAGCAUGGUAGAUGUUGAGCAUGAAAUGGUAAAAAGGCUGUUUGGACCAGAUGUGCCGUCACCCAAAGAACUACAAAAAAGUGUACACAUGCUCUUUUUGAAUAUUCAUCCUCUUUGGGAAGGAAAUCGUCCUGUGCCACCUAGUGUUAUUUAUAUGGGAGGAGUGCAUCAAAAACCCAUUUCGGAAUUACCAGCGGAUCUUAAAAAUUACUUAGAUGCGUCAGAAAACGGUGUUAUCUACAUGAGCUUAGGGACCAACGUAAAGCCUUCGUUACUACCGUCAGAAAAAGUUCAAAUGAUAGUGAAUGUAUUCUCCCAACUGCCUUACGAUGUGAUAUGGAAGUGGGAUGAAGACGAACUUCCCGGACGAACAGAAAACAUUAGAAUAUCCAAAUGGCUACCGCAGUCGGAUCUUUUGAGACAUCCCAAAAUCAAGCUGUUCAUUACCCAAGGAGGCUUACAAUCGACAGAUGAAGCUAUAACAGCUGGAGUGCCUAUGGUCGGUAUACCAAUGAUAGGCGAUCAGUGGUAUAAUGUGGAAAAAUAUGUAUAUCAUAAAAUUGGAGUCAAAAUUGAUAUGGUUACUCUAAAUGAAGAAGAUUUUAAGAAUGCUAUCUAUACUGUUAUCGGAGAUGACAGUUAUCGUCGCAACGUGGAAAGACUAAGGACUUUAAUGACAGAUCAGCCCCAAACGCCAUUGGAACGCGCUGUCUGGUGGACGGAGCAUGUGCUCAGGCAUGGUGGUGGCCACCACUUGAGGAGCCCAGCAGCAAACAUCACGUGGUCUAAAUACCUAGAACUGGACCUAGUACUAACGCUAUUACUGAUCGCUUUUGUCAUAAUUUUAGUAAUAUUUACAUUAGUAUACGCUUUGUUUAAGUGCAUUUGCAAUAGUGGGAAAACGAAGAAUGAUUAGUGCGGUACUGCAGCAAAUAUAAUUAUUUUACUGUUAGAAAAUAAGUAGUAAAUGUUUUGUUGUGUUUUAUUUAAUUUGUUUUUCUAUCACAAUUUAUGUAGAAGUAAAAUCACGUUUUUGCUUUGGUAGUAUGUUUUAUUAAGAUUUUGAAAGGAUGACCUUGCACUUGUUCGAUUUGCACGGAGUCCUGGUUUGAUUCCGAGGCAGGCAAGUAAUAAUGUGUAUUUUAAAAAAUGACAUACACAUCCCCCCAUUUUAUUAUUCUAAAACACUACUAAUUAACAGUUCUUAUAAAAAUCGUGCUAAAACUUAAACCGCCUAAAAUUGGAAAUAAAAUUACCUAUCCGCAGUGAGCCAGCGCGCCAAUGUUCAAACAGCCCCUUUAUGGGUAGAAACCUGCCCAGCAGAAAGACAUAUAUAGACUGGUAUUACUUCAAAUUCAACAAAUAAGAAUAUACUUAAUACCAAAAAAAACUUCACAGUAAUAAAAUAUUCAUCGAAGCAAAGUACAAAGGUAUUUAUCGUUCAUUAACAUUAGACCUUGGACUAGUGCCCGAUGAAUGCACUCGCCAACGCCGAAGCGAAUCUUAGUUCUAAAAUUAUCCGUAUUUGUUACGAGCUGUAGUACUUGCAUUACGUACAUGCAAAUUGCGACCGUGUUCAUGAACUUACUACUACAAUAGAAAUCUUCGAUACGAUAACAAUUCAUGGCCGUUAUUUUAUUUAUCUAGUUUUCAUUUACUUCCGGUACCUUUGUCAAACCAUGCAGCUAAAAAUACACCACGUGCUUUUAAAUUACUUGUAAAGAAAAACAAACAGACAACAACCUAAUAAAAAGAAGAUUUGAAGACUCUUUCGUGAAUUUAACUUCACGUCAAUUACUGUUGACAGUCAAAAAAUGUCUUAUUAAAUACAACAAUCAGAAAUUAGUAAAUCAAGAAUUAUACUGAAAAUAGG